Molecule: messenger RNA, 4703 nt
Organism: Callorhinchus milii (elephant shark)
Lineage: Eukaryota; Metazoa; Chordata; Chondrichthyes; Chimaeriformes; Callorhinchidae
Gene: pan3
Product: poly(A) specific ribonuclease subunit PAN3
Exons: 18
Coding region: 630-2708 (692 amino acids)
Biological process (GO): nuclear-transcribed mRNA poly(A) tail shortening; mRNA processing; protein phosphorylation
Cellular component (GO): PAN complex; P-body
Molecular function (GO): poly(A) binding; ATP binding; protein kinase activity
Source: RefSeq, a predicted model, not a curated record
UGGCUUCCCUGCUCCGGGAAUGCCCGUCUUGUCGCGCCGUGUCGGUGUCACUCACUGCCCCCCACUCUGCGAUUCCCUUUCCACUUCUCUGUUCAUCCCCACCGCCUCCUCCUCCUCCUCCUGUUUGCUGGUGGGGUUUAUUUUUCGCUGCUGGAAGGAGACGGCGCCCGUUUGCUCGUCAGUGCAACCGGAAGAGUGGGGUGGAGAGAGAGUCGACCAAGAGCUCGGUUCAGUUCCCCGCCCUCUCUCGUUGCUGUUGGUUUUCUUGUAGGUCUAUUCCUGGUGGACGAAGAGACUGGGAGAGCGCGCGCUGUGUCUGUAGGGACCUGGAUAUAGAAAGGGAGGAGGAUAACGUGGGGGGUUUUUUUUUGGGGUGGGAUCUGUUGUAAAAGUCAAAAGCUACAAAUAACGACCUGUUGAGAGAGGCUUUGGGAUGCAGCAGCUGCAAGGCCUGUCCCGUCAGCUUUUUUUUUUGUGUGCAGCUCUUUCGGAUAGUGCGAACAUUUUGGAUCGACUUAUUUCGUAGAAGUUUCAUUUAAAAUCCGCAAGUGUUUUGGACGGACACCAACAUUUUAAUAGUUAACAAUGUGGGAGGGCUUCGUGUACUUGAUAGGAGAGAUGGGAAUUGCAUGGGUUUGAGGAGAUAUGUUCCAGGAAUGGAUGGAACGUUACCAGACAACAACCUCACAAAUUCAUACUUCAGUAGCAGCUUUAUUGGGGUAAACGGCUUCGGAGGAGCACCAGUUGAGCCAAAGUACCCUCUGAUUCAGAGACAAGCUAACAGCAGCAGCUCACCCAGCCUGUUGAGUGAUUGUGCCAAAGCGUAUGCUUGUGCAGGGCAUGAUCCGGUUUCGUCACUAUUUAGUGAUUUUCCUGGACUCAGCUUAUCGCAAAGGAGAAAGAUGCCGAAUCCAGCUGCAAGUGAAUUCAUCCCUAAAGGAGGAUCAACCCCUAGACUAAGUGCUAUGUCCCAGUCCAACAUAUCUGCCUUUUCACCAGCCUUGUUCUCUCAUCCGUCCUUGAGUCAGACGGCAGCUGGGUUAGUGCCAGGAAUGUCCUUAUCAGCUGGAUCAUCUCCUCUGCACUCUCCAAAAAUUACUCCACACACAUCCCCUGCCCCUCGAAGGAGGAGCCAUACUCCAAAUCCAGCUAAUUUCAUGGUACCUUCCAGUGCCUCUACAUCUGUAUCUGAUGCAGUUUCGCAACCUCCAUCUUCUGGCCAAGUGAUACAGAAAGAAACUGUGGGAGGCACCACUUACUUCUACACUGACACAACGCCAGGACCACUUCCUGGAAUGGUAUUUCCAACUUACCAUAUUUAUCCUUCAGCUGCCCCCCAUGUUGCAUACAUGCAACCGAAAGCAAAUGCACCAUCCUUUUUUAUGUCCGAUGAACUCAGACAGGAGUUGAUCAACAAGCAUUUAAUAACUAUGGCACAGAUUGACCAAACUGAAAAUCCAGGAUUUCCCACGGAGGUGGAUAACUACCACAGUCUCUUUCCUCUGGAGCCUCCACCAGCUAAUCGGCUACAAAAAACAAGUAACUUUGGGUUCAUGACAUCAUGCUAUAAGGCAAUUAAUAACAAAGAUGAUCUCCCUUAUUGCCUUCGCAGGAUACAUGGCUUCCGUCUUGUAAAUACAAAGUGUAUGGUCUUAGUGGAUAUGUGGAAAAAGAUUCAGCAUUCUAACACAGUAACGCUUCGAGAAGUCUUCACAACCAAAGCAUUUGGAGAACACUCCCUUGUAUUUGCGUACGAUUUCCAUGCUGGAUCUGAGACGAUGAUGAGUCGGCACUUCAAUGAUCCCAGUGCUGAUGCCUAUUUCACAAAAAGGAAAUGGGGUCAACAUGAUGGACCUCUCCCUCGCCAACAUGCAGGGUUACUGCCAGAAUCGCUUAUCUGGGCUUAUAUUGUCCAGUUGAGUUCAGCACUGAGAACCAUUCAUACAGCAGGAUUGGCCUGUCGUGUCAUGGAUCCAACAAAGAUUCUUAUAACUGGAAAAACCAGGUUGCGUGUCAACUGCGUUGGAAUAUUUGAUGUCUUAACUUUUGACAACAGUCAAAAUAAUCCACUGUCGAUGAUGCCUCAGUAUCAGCAAGCAGAUCUGAUCUCUUUAGGAAAAGUUGUUUUGGCCUUGGCAUGCAAUUCUGUGGCAGGAAUACAGCGAGAAAAUUUACAGAAGGCUAUGGAGUUGGUGUCCCUAAACUAUUCCUCAGACUUAAAGAAUCUGAUUUUAUAUUUGCUCACUGACCAAAACCGGUUGCGCAGCGUUAAUGACAUCAUGCCGAUGAUAGGUGCACGUUUUUACACGCAAUUAGAUGCUGCACAGAUGAGAAAUGAUGUGAUAGAAGAUGAUCUAAUGAAGGAGGUGCAAAAUGGAAGGCUUUUUAGGCUGCUAGCAAAAUUGGGAACAAUCAAUGAGAGACCAGAGUUCCAGAAAGAUCCUACCUGGUCAGAGACUGGUGAUAGAUAUCUAUUAAAGCUGUUCAGAGAUCAUCUUUUCCACCAGUUGACAGAAGCAGGCACCCCCUGGAUUGACCUCAGUCACAUAGUUUCCUGUUUAAAUAAGUUGGAUGCCGGCGUACCAGAAAAAAUCAGUCUAGUUUCUAGAGACGAAAAGAGUGUUCUUGUGGUGACAUAUGGCGACCUUAAGCGUUGUUUUGAAACUGCCUUCUCAGAACUUCUAGCAGCUUCAAAUGGGCAGUUGUAGUAUUUGCUGUGCUCAGGCAAACCAUUGCCGAAGAACAAUACAAAGAGCUAAUUGCACUACAGCUGUCUUAAUGCCAUCUCAUUUCACAUUUGAAGGACAAAUGUAAAUGAGCAACGCUGCUUGCACUUCAGUCAGGUACACUGUUACUUGAAGGGAGAAUGUCCAUAUUACAGGAGCUAAAACUGCCAUUGGAAGCUGUGUCUGUGUCUGUGAAGAUUGUUUUUAAAUUGGAGAGCAACAUCAGAUGCAUGAUGAAUCCAGUUUUAUUUUUUCACACGUUUAUGCACUAAUUUUAAGUUCAAGACUUUCUUGUGAUCUUUAAGGAUUUGCCACAUGUAAUUUUGAUGUGAAGGGAAAAAAAUCGUUCUAUUUAGAAUUACUUUUCUGGGUAGCAGUACGUGCCCUUAAGGAAGAUGUUUAAGUGACUAUGCUGCACCCAAACCUACAAUAAGGACCAGGUGAAAAUGCCUUUGGAUACGCUCGCUAUUGGUGGACGUCAUUCCGAUGGAUUAUAAUUCUGGAGCAGUUGCACUGGACUUCAGACAUGACUGCCAUGUGCUAUCACUUAGGAAACCAAACUACAGAAAGCAUAUUUUUAUGGAAAUCAGGUGGAUUACAGUAUGGACGCUAUUCUUAUGGGAACUACACAACCCAGCGUGUCAGUGUUGAUGGCAUCUUUGUGAAUGGUCACAUCUAUACAUCUUUCAUAACAGUUUCAAAACAAACUUGUAGCUUUUUUUGCUUCAUACAGUUACCAGCGCCUUUUUAAAAUAAGAAAUUCAGUGUAAGUAAUUCAUACAAGUAAGAUGCCUCUACAUUUAUGCAAGCUUUUUUUAUAGGAGACUAAUUUUUAAAUUGAGUUCAAUGCCUGAAAUAUCAGGAGUGGAUUGAUUUUGUUAUGUAUCAUUUAAUUUUGUAUAAAGUUCUAUUGUUUGAACAGCAGCUUUAUUAGGGUACUUUACACUGGAUAUGAAAACACAAGAACUUUUGUUUUUACAAAAAAAACAGCAGUUGUCUAGUAGUAAAUUGUGCACUUCUACUACAAUGGGAAGGAUUGUGGACUGCUGUGCCUUUACAAUACUGCUUGCCCCAAAGUUGACUUCACAAUUAGUCAUGCCAUCUAAAUGAAAACUACCUAAGGUAUGAUGUGCAGUCUUCUGCUGUCUGAUAGUUUCUUGGGAGUUGUAAAUUGUAAAAUAAUUUGAUUUGCAGAAUCCAAUUUUAAAUAUGUGGUCAUGUAUUGAAUCCAAACCUUUUUGGUGAAUAGAUGGAAUAUGCAGAAAUACAAUGUAGACUUAAAUCAAUUGAGUUGUUUCAGGAUUGUCAAAUCUAUUAGAAUCAAAUUUGGAAAUGGACAUACAUUGAAUUCAGAGUACAAUGACUGGUUUUCCAUUGUCUUUCCAGCAUUUGAACAUUUGAUAAGCACUGGUUGCUUUGGAUAUGAUGUAGAAUACUGACUGAUGCUGAGGAAAAGGCAGCAGAGACUUGGCAUUUACAACUGAUAUACUGACUAAUUUUAAAUAUAUACCCGUGUGGUAUUUUAGGUGUAGAUUCGUACUCUCUUAUCCAGUUUUAUAAACUUAAAAACAUUCUGCCCAUUUAAUUUCUUUUGGUAAUGGCAACACUGUUCACUAUUUAAAGGUUUGGAAGAUAAUUAUGAUGAGCUUGUUUUGAGGUAGCAAUGAGGUCCACUUUUCUUGGUAGCAUCAGUUGUUAAGAUUAAGCAGGAAGAAUUACAGUUAUUUGUAUUAGUGGCACAUUUGUAUGCACCCUGUGAGAAUUGGCCUACAAGCAGGCUGUAUAAGCAAUCAAAAUGAUUCCCUCAUUUUAGAUGUAUAAGGAGCAAAGAAUUGAGGGCACUUUACAUGUUCUUUCAAGGAUAACGUCCGAAGUAAAGUCUUGUCAAUAGCUCAUCUGUUUGGCAGAGAAGCAGCUGUUUUGUAUGUUUUGGGGAAAAAAGCAUUUUAUAUAAAAUUAAAAAUUAAAAAAAAUGGU